GGGCCGACGGGCUGGGGGCGGUGGCGCGAGCGCAGGCCGGGCACCGGGUCGCGCGCGACCGAGUCGCGGAGGCGCCGCCGCUGCAGUCGCCGCAUCUCCGAGGAUGGCUGACGGCAAGCCCAGGCCCGCCAAGCCCGCCAACAAGACGCCCCCCAAGUCCCCAGGGGACCCUGCCAAGGACAAGGCGGCCAAGAGGCUGUCGCUGGAGUCAGAGGGUGCUGGUGAGGGGGCGGCCGCUGCGGGCCCGGAGCUCAGCGCCCUGGAGGAGGCCUUCCGGAGGUUCGCGGUGCACGGGGACACCAGGGCCAGCGGGAGGGAGAUGCACGGCAAGAACUGGACCAAGCUGUGCAGGGACUGCCAGGUGAUCGACGGCAGGAGUGUCACCGUCACCGACGUGGACAUCGUCUUCAGCAAGAUCAAGGGUAAGUCCUGCCGGACCAUCACAUUCGAGCAGUUCAAGGAGGCGCUGGAGGAGCUCGCCAAGAAGAGAUUCAAAGACAAGAGCAGCGAGGAGGCCAUCCGCGAGGUGCACCGGCUCAUCGAGGGCAAGGCCCCCGUCAUCUCGGGGGUGACGAAAGCCAUCUCCUCGCCCACCGUGUCGCGGCUCACGGACACCACCAAGUUCACGGGCUCCCACAAGGAGCGCUUCGACCCGUCUGGCAGGGGCAAGGGCAGGGCGGGCCGCGUGGACCUGGUGGACGAGUCGGGCUACGUGCCGGGCUACAAGCACGCAGGCACCUACGACCAGAAGGUGCAGGGGGGCAAGUAGCCGGCGGGGCCUCCUCCCGCCGCCCGGUCCCCGCAGCCUCUCACUUCGUUACAUUCCUGUGCUCUUGGGCAGAACGUGGAUGCGGGGCGCCAGCCCUCCCUCCUGCCCAGACCCCAGCUUUCCUCGACCCCAGCACUCACCUCUUCUAACACACCUGCCUCGUCCCUGCUGGGAAGUGGACAGACGGCCCUUUCCCAAGUGUGUCCCGGGGCCAGCCUGCACCAGCCAUCUGGUGUGCAGGCAAAAGGGGCGUCUUCACAGAGCUGGUGGGACAGACCCGGUUGAAGCUGUGCUGACCUGCUGACCCAGGGCCGUGAGGGCAGCCGGGCCAGCGCACUAGCCGGCAGCACCAGCAAAGCGGAGGGAAACCUGAACAGGACGCCGCCGUGUCUGGGGGGUCCUGUGCAGGUGUGGGGGGCUGGGCACGCCGGCACACGCUUGCACACCCACGCACACAUGUGCACACACACACACACAGGCGCGCACACCUACAGACCAGGCCUGAGCCGAGCCAGAUGACCGGUCAACGAAGAAAAGAAGCCUCCUCAGUGACCAAAGGGGACUCAAAGUGUGAAGUUACAAGGUUUUAAAACAGAAACCUGGGGCAGUUCAUUUCAUUUUGCUUUUCUGAGAAAGAAUAAGAAACAGUGACUGCGUGUUUAUCGUCAGAAUGGCUCAGGGAGGACUCAGAAGACCCAUCUCUGUGACCAGCUCUCCCAAGCAGGGCAGGCGGACACGCUGGACUCUGGGCCUUAGUGAGGCUGCAGGUCACCUGGCUGCUGCCUCCUUCCUCCUCCCGCUGCCGCAGCCCUUCCAGCCUCUUUGGAGUCUCCUGAGGGGCCUUGUCCCUCCUCUCCAGCCCCGAGCACAGAAACUGCCUGGUGAAACCAGGCCAGGGAAGGGCCCAAGGCCGGACAUGUCUGUGGGGUUUGGUUUCUCCUAGAGGCCAGAAGCUGCAGUGGCCUCUCGGCGACGUGCCCAUUUGUGUGAACAUGGCCACAGCCUGGCCUGUGACCCGCUGGGCCCUGUGGUCCUGGGAAACGCCCAGGGUGGCAGGCUGUUGAGGGGCACUGCCUUUCCUGGCCGCCCCCGGGGAUGGUGGUGCCUGCACGGGCAGCUCUGUCCCGAGGCUCUGGGGCUCCACAGCACAUGGCACCAAAACCCAGGGAAGGACGGGGUAGCAAGCUUCCCGCGCCACUUCGAGGGCGUGAAUCACUCUUGUCUGGGCAGUUCCUAACUUGGGGACACUAAGGUGCCCGGCUAGUCCCCCCCACAGCCGGGAAGCAGGCCCCAGAGCUGGGGCAAGGCAGGUGGGAUGCUGGCCCCCACCUGGCUCUUCUCUCCUCCCCUGGAGACCAGAGUAAUGUAUGAAUGCACCUGAAGACGACCCCAAAGCUGUGGAGUGUUUGGACAGUGAGCUGACCACGCGCCGGCCAGUUCCUCAUCUGUGGUCUUGGAGAGGGCUUCUCCCUGGGGCCCGAUCAUCUGCCCAGAGGCUGCGAGUCUCCUGGUCCAAGGCUGCUUUACUCCCCUGCCUGCCCAGUAGCGCGGCCCCACCGUCACAGCUGUCCCAGAGCAGGACACGAGUCCAGCCCUCAGUCCCAAGCCGUGCAUGCCCACAAGGGCAGGGAGUGGCCCCACGCUGCUGCUCAGGGAGGGCUGUUGCCUCCUCAGCCCUUCUAGCCGGGUGGGGACCGGCCUGCCAGGAAGCGCGUGCAAACUGGGGCCUAAGCGAAAGAAAGGAGGCAAGCAGUGUCCGGGGGACGCAUCCUCGCACAGUCCACCCACACCGCCCGUGCAGGCUGGAACGAGCUCUGGGACGCGUCACUGCUGGCGGUCACCACAGCACCUCUCCUGCAGUUUGAGAAGGAGGCUGGGUGCACACAGUGGCCCCCAAGACAUCAUCCCUGCCCUGCGCUGGCGGCCCUGGGGGCUGGGGCGCCUUCCCAGGCUUCCUUCUCAGUCGAAGUGUCGCUCUGGGAACACCGUCCCGGCAGGGCAGGAGGCUGCCCGUCGCAGCCUCCGUACCCAGCCUCACGGGGCUCCCCAGGCUCAGGUGCCGCAGCUGCACGGGCAGCAGCGGCGCGUCUUUGCUGCAUGUCUCUGAGCCCCGUCCCCAAGCUUCUACUAACCCGCCCAGUCAACUAGAAAUGAGAUGUCUGCCGUGAGGACAGGCACCGCACAGCAGGCUGGCCGGGGAGCAGGCGCGGUGCAGCCAGGCCAGGAGAGCGGGAGAGGUCUGAGCACGCCACCCCCACGACACCGAGUCAUCCUGUUGGCACCGUAGGACUCCAGGCAGGGGUUCGUUCACCAGAGCGGAAGUUCAAGCUGUGUAAGUUUAGAACACUAUAGGAAGAGGUCUAUAUUUAUACUGGAGUAUUUUUACACCUCGAAGACCCUCAGCCUUAAGGUUUGAGGCAGGUGCCGUGGAGUCAGGCAGAGGCACGCAGGGGUCCCCGCCUGUGCUGCCCACGCCCAUGGCUGGGCGCUCGGGGCAGGCCGGGCGGCCCCCUGAAGCACCAAGUGGACAGAGGCUCACAGCCCCGAACCUGGGCCUGCUCAGUCCCCAGCUGUCAUAACCACUGAACGCCUCCCCCCCGCACCCCCCCCCCCCGGCACUUCAUCGCCUGGGGCUGCUUCUGCAGCUCUGUCAGCCAUGGGGAGGGGAUAAGUCACAGGCGCCUUGGCCCACGAAACCUAAAACCUAAGUCACAGGCACCACCUGGCCCCUCGCAAGGAAGUCGGCUGGUGCUGGCCAGCCCCGAGGACCCAGCCAGUCACUUCCUCCUGCACAAGCUGGCACACCCUGUCCUGCAGCACAUGCAGGCGGGAACACCGUCAUCACCUGUUCCGUACGGCACAGGCUGACAAUUCAGCUGUACUGUGAAGUCACCACAAGGCUAGAACGUCCUUUCAAGUCUGACCCUGAAUAGCUUCCCUCACUGAUUUACUACUGAACACUCUGUGAGAUCCCAUGGUUCAGGGGUGUGGCCUUGGUCCGUGGGCGUGUGGCUGGCGGUGGCCCCAGGCGGUGGUCGCCCUGCACGUUGAGAUGCUUUAGUUAACUCUUCCCAAACCAAGCCAAACAACGUUAACGCAUGUAACUCAAACUUGAAAGGGAUCCUGUGCUACUCGUUUGUACUGUUUUUUCAGGAAAGGGAGAUAACGUGUGUAUAUACAUGCGAUCUAUUUUUGCACUGUUUUCUUACUGUUCGGGAGCGAUGAGGGCAUCACUCUGUGUUGAUGUCGGGGUGCUGUGCCCUAGACCCACCCUCACCAGGAACUCUGGGGGCAUCUGUGGGGCCAAGGCAAAGGGUCACCUGUUCAGAGUUGCUGUCCAGGCCUGGCUUGCGAACCUGCAGCGAAACAGCUCGUGUCUGUCUCCACCCCUCGCGUGUCCCCGUUGUUAACACUGUGUCAUCCUGGUCAAGUGACAAAUAAAGGUGUUGAAUCGUA
Molecule: messenger RNA, 4225 nt
Organism: Camelus dromedarius (Arabian camel)
Lineage: Eukaryota; Metazoa; Chordata; Mammalia; Artiodactyla; Camelidae
Gene: TPPP
Product: tubulin polymerization promoting protein
Exons: 4
Coding region: 104-769 (221 amino acids)
Biological process (GO): positive regulation of protein polymerization; microtubule bundle formation; microtubule polymerization
Cellular component (GO): microtubule
Molecular function (GO): tubulin binding
Source: RefSeq, a predicted model, not a curated record